AUGGCCCCCGCACAGUCUUUCCUGCUCAACACGGGACGCAGAAUCCCCACUGUGGGUCUCGGAGUUUACAAGACACCUGCUGACCAGUGUGUUUCGCUUGUCCGCGAGGCACUGAACGUCGGCUACCGCCACAUCGACUCGGCCGCCCUCUACUACAACGAGGAAGAGGUUUGUGAGGGCAUUUCCCAAUGGCUCGCUGAGGACCCGUCGCGCAAGCGCGAGGACAUCUUCUACACCACCAAAAUCGGAGACCCGUUCCAUGGCUACGAGAAGACGAAGAACGCCAUCAGAGGGUCGCUCGAAAAGGCAAGGAAGAUCGGGUACAUUGACCUGAUUCUGAUCCACUCGCCACAGUCGGACGGCGAGAGAAGACACGGGUCCUGGAAGGCGCUGGAGGAGGCGUACGAGGCCGGCACGGUCAAGAACAUCGGCGUCUCGAACUAUGGCAUCAAGCAUCUCAAGGAGCUUCUGGCGUACCCGGACCUCAAGGUGAGGCCCGCCAUCAACCAGUUUGAGCUGCAUCCGUGGCUGCAACGGCCGGAGCUGGUCGGGUUCUGCCGCGAGCAUGAUAUCGCCGUCGAGGCGUAUUCGCCGUUGGCCAGAGGCCAGAAAGUCGCCGACCCUGUGGUGGUGAAGAUCGACCGCCACCAGGGCCCGGCUGGCCCCGAACCUCGACGUGUUCGGCUUCGACCUGGCCCCAGAGGACCUCGAGACUCUCAACGGCCUCGAGGAAAACUAUAUCAGCGGCUGGGACCCGACAACGUAUCCUUUGGACUCUGA
Ogataea angusta is the source of this 780-nucleotide messenger RNA. RefSeq lists its product as uncharacterized. NCBI's taxonomy places the organism in Eukaryota, Fungi, Ascomycota, Pichiomycetes, Pichiales, Pichiaceae. The record is from RefSeq and is a predicted model, not a curated record. Gene Ontology annotation, molecular function: oxidoreductase activity. The transcript is spliced from 2 exons. The coding region runs from base 1 to 780 and encodes 259 amino acids.